Molecule: messenger RNA, 1587 nt
Organism: Pseudocercospora fijiensis CIRAD86
Lineage: Eukaryota; Fungi; Ascomycota; Dothideomycetes; Mycosphaerellales; Mycosphaerellaceae
Exons: 1
Coding region: 402-1544 (380 amino acids)
Molecular function (GO): NAD+ binding; histone deacetylase activity, NAD-dependent
Source: RefSeq, a predicted model, not a curated record
CACAUGCGAACCUCUUCCAAACGCGAAAAAGCACAAGGCACAUAGCCAGAUUUCCUGAUCUCUAGUAUACAGGGAGCACUUCACAGACCGAAGAUUCGCUCUAGCAACAGUUCUCCUGCAGCUAUCUAUCGUCAUCUGGCAACACAAGCUCUAUCUGUGACAGACAAGUCCUCCCGUCAUACUCGAAUUCAGGCUACCAGAUUGCUAAUCGUCCACCAAAAUCUCUAAGCGCCAACUCUACACGAUCAACCUCAACUUCUUCUGCUCCGAUCACCGACACCAUAGGGAGGAAACACAAAGCCCAUCGAGGGCAACCGCAAAGCGGCAAACCCAAGCGCAAAAAGGGCCACGGCCUGACCAGCCUGAGCCAAAGAUUUUCAGCCGGAGACUCCUUCGACAGAAUGGGCAACGAAGAAAGUAGUCCAGUCGCGGACUCGAUCCCGCCGAUCACCCUAGCAGGCCGAACCUUGGAAGCAGUCGCAGAAUACAUGAAAUCCGGGCAAUGCGAAGACAUCGUAGUCAUGACGGGGGCAGGAAUCAGCACCAGUGCCGGAAUCCCAGAUUUUCGAUCGCCCGAAACAGGACUCUAUGCCAACCUCGCACGACUGAAUCUCCCAUACGCAGAAGCCGUGUUCGAUAUCAGUUAUUUCCGAAAAAAUCCCGAACCUUUCUACGCUUUGGCGCAUGAACUAUAUCCCGGCAAGUAUCGACCGACCAUCACGCAUUCAUUCAUCAGUCUUCUGAAUCGAAAAGGUCUGCUGUCGAAAUGCUUUACGCAAAAUAUCGAUUGUUUGGAACGAGAAGCUGGAGUCCCGGAUGACAAAAUGAUCGAAGCGCAUGGUUCCUUUGCGAGACAGAGUUGUAUCGAAUGCAAACUGCCCUACCCCGACGAAGAAAUCAAGACACAUAUCGAGAAGCAGACGAUACCCAGAUGUCAUUCUUGUCAAGGGCUGGUGAAGCCAGAAAUCGUAUUUUUCGGAGAAGCUUUGCCUCCCGCGUUCUUUGAAGCGAGGAUGUUACCUGCCCAGGCAGAUCUUGCGAUUGUGAUGGGCACAAGUCUGACUGUACAGCCCUUCGCCAGUCUCCCGGGUUUGACGAGAGAAGAAACGCCUCGCGUGCUCAUCAACAAAGAACGAGUGGGCGGGAUCGGGUCUCGAGCUGAUGAUGUCGUUGUGCUGGAUGACUGCGAUACUGGCGUGAGAGAACUUGCCAAAGCUUGUGGCUGGCUUGAAGAAUUAGAGGAAAUGUGGGCGAAAACUGCGCCUAAGAAGGGUAGUGAGAUUGGACGCAAGGAGGCUGAGAAGACGAAAGAUGAGAGGCUUGAAGAUGAGAUUAAUAAGCUUACGAAAGAGGUGGACGAGACUUUGAAUUUAUCGAAGUGGUUGCAGGAAAAGGGCGCUUCGCAUCCGAAAUAUACACAGAAAGAAGGGGGCCUGGGACAUGUAUUUGUUGGGAAUGCGGGUGGACAAGUAGCGCCGAACGUCGAUGUCGGUGGUGAAGAGAACGGGACGUCGAAAGAUGGAGGUGAGGGCUCGAAGCUGUGAUGGAUAAGAUAAAUGAUACCCGGAAAUGUAUUCAUUGCGCUUG